This is a messenger RNA of Cryptotermes secundus, 1361 nucleotides long. Its product is annotated as ankyrin repeat domain-containing protein 40. Gene Ontology annotation, molecular function: protein binding. The record is from RefSeq and is a predicted model, not a curated record. The transcript has 3 exons. Bases 79 to 924 code for a protein of 281 amino acids. Lineage: Eukaryota; Metazoa; Arthropoda; Insecta; Blattodea; Kalotermitidae.
GGUUAGUACGUUUGGGAGCGGAAAGGGGUGCACGGGCAGUGGAAGUGGGCAAUGGGGAGGUGAUGUUUAUACUGAGGAAUGGAUAGAUCUAAAACUCUAGAAGAUUCUCUCAGGGAAGCGUGCUGUAUCGGAGAUAUUGAAGGAGUAGAAGAGCUGUUAAACAAAGGGGUUGAUGUUAAUGCGAAACACGGUAUCAACGGAUGGACUCCUUUGCAUUGGGCUGCAAAACGGGGGCAUAAGGCUAUUGUGAGCCUGCUGCUUGCAAAUGGCGCACAUACAGCAGCUCUUACAACAAAAGGAGAGACACCUGCAGCACUCUGCAGUAAUCCUGAAGUUCAUAAACUCCUUGCAAUGGAACCUGGAGGGACAACAAUCUCAACUGAAUCCAAUCCCGAUCUCUCUAUUACUCCAUAUUAUUUGAAACAUCAGCCACUGAAUGGAAGGGUGGAUCUGGGCACAUCAGCAUCAGUAAGAAAAAAUACUGAAGGCACACACACCAACUCUGUACCAGUUACAAAUCCUGUUAAAGUAGGGCAUCAUGUUGGAGAUUCUACCCAGAAUGAUGAGCUGGUGUUGAAGGUUCGUAUUGCCAAUUCUGGUGACCCUGACUUCAUUGAAGUGGAACUUCCUAGGACUGAACUCUCAUAUUCCAGAUUGUUAAGAGUAUGCUGUGAAGAGUUGGGUAUUAGUGCUAACCAGAUUGUACGUGUCCGCAAGCUUCCAGACACACUUGUGCGCAAGGACAAAGAUGUACAACGAUUUCGGGAUUUCCAGGAAAUUGAGGUUGUAAUUGCAACAUCAGUUGGGAAGAAUAAGCUGUUACCUGGCAACAAUGGCCUCAUUGGUGUUGGAGGACUAGGAGGGGCAAAUGCAAAUUGUUACCAAUCUAUAUCUCUUUACAAAAAUCAAACAAUUCUGUAUUAGGUUUAGUUAGUUUCAUUCUCCAAAAUAGGUAUGCUGAGAGUUUCUUUCAAAGGAAAAAAGUACUGGAAUUUUGGAAGUGUCAUGAAUUCACAUGAUUGUCUUACUGUAUUUCUAUGUGCUGUCUGCAAAAGAACUUCAUGCGAAAGUCAUAUCGCCAUGCACCAUAAUCUCAGAGUACACUGAAAAGAUAUGACUUAAUUUGUGACAUUUUAAAACUAGGGAUUCUCAGUUACUGCUCAGUAUGAACAAACAGAAAUUCAGGAUCAUUUUGAAGUGGGAAUUAUCAGAAUGCGAAACUUACAUUUGGUUUACUUGCUUUUGCUCAUGAGCAUGUAUGCAUUCUCACUACAAUUAAACUGCCCUUAAAAGGAUUGUGUAUAGGUAUUUUUCUUGUUAUUAAAACUGUGUCUUAAAGUACAUUAAAUUAUUUAUUUCAA